GGGAGGACACCAGGAGGGACGUGCAUGACAUGUCUGCUGAUGUUCUUUUAGAGUGACCCAGAAUAUGCGUGAAGAGAGGUGUAGAAAGAUGGGGAAACACAACAGCAAGCUUGCUCCUGAGGUGCUUGAUGACUUGACCAAGAGUACAGAGUUCAACGAAGCUGAGCUGAAGCAGUGGUAUAAGGGGUUCCUGAAGGACUGUCCAUCUGGCAUCCUCAAUCUGGAAGAGUUCCAGCAACUCUAUGUCAAGUUCUUUCCUUAUGGCGACGCUUCAAAAUUCGCCCAGCAUGCCUUUCGGACAUUUGACAAAAACAGUGAUGGUACCAUUGACUUCAGGGAGUUCAUCUGCGCGCUGUCCAUUACUUCCAGGGGAAGUUUUGAGCAGAAACUCAACUGGGCCUUCAACAUGUACGACCUGGACGGAGAUGGCAAGAUCACACGCAUGGAAAUGCUGGAGAUCAUUGAGGCAAUCUACAAGAUGGUUGGGACGGUGAUCAUGAUGCGUAUGAACGAAGACGGGCUGACCCCACAGCAGCGUGUGGACAAAAUCUUCAGCAAGAUGGACAAGGACCACAACGACGAGAUCACGCUGGAGGAGUUCAAAGAGGCGGCCAAGAGCGACCCCUCCAUUGUUCUUUUACUGCAGUGUGAAAUGCAGAAAUUGAAAAUGUCAGAAGAGCAACAUGCCCGGUUACAGGUUGUGCCAGAGGAAGAGCAUUACAGAAUUACAGAGAGAUCAGGGCAGGACUGAAUCCUUUGAUAUUUGCGGGUGCCUUCAUAUACAGCGCUCUACCCCACUAGAUAACACUCCAGCAACUAAUACUGACACAUCAGUGGAGUUUGAACGCAUUGCCAUAAUCUGACGAUACCAUCACAAAGCAUAGACUUCUAACUGCGUUAUUGGCCGAGAUAAAACUGAAAGGCCAUGGCUGAGUAAAAGGGUGAUAUUUUGUAACGGGUCAUGCCAGAAAACGAGGAGUAGUGUUAGCUAGAGAACUGACAAUAUAUGUACAUGAUGACAUUUUGUACAUAAUGCCUAUACACAUGCUUAAUAUGUACAUGUAAAUGUUUCUCUACCUUAGAACUGCUUUCAUAAUCUGACACAGCUGCAAUGAUUUGUGUGCUAACACAAAAAAACCUUACUGUACUUACGUAUGUGGGUCUGUCUGUGGAAGAAGCACACUAAUGUGUGCAUUUUCUUCAUUAUAAUCUGGUGUGAAAGCUGCAGUGUGAGUGUGCGAGUUCAUGUAAGAGAACACAAAUGCCUCAAUCUUUGUAUUCUUAUGAUCUUCACGCCAGUGCUAGGAGUAUUACGCCGUCAUGUUUGUUGUUACCUGGUGUGGGUGGUGAGCUUUUUUUUUUUUUUUUUGUCAUGAGAGCUUUAGUUUAGUUCAGUCUUUAUUAGUUCAUCUCUUAUUUCAUAAGCUUUGCAGGUGUCACCUAAAGGGAUUUUAAUUGUAUGAAUAUUGUCAAUGUUGAACUAUCUUUCUUUACUCUUGUAAUGUGUGGACACAAAUGUAAACCAGACGCAGAAUGUGUAGUACUUGUCAAUGUUACUAUGCCGCAAUACUAACAUGAGAUUACUGUUGCACUAUGUAGUGAGUAGAGGCAAUACAGCUUUAGUUUUAGACUGCCUCCCUGUGGUGAAAGAUGUUAAUUAACUUGCCCAGUUAACUUUAGCACCAGAUCUUCAAACACUACGAUUUCACUCAGAACCAGGGCUGUCAAGGGGUCCAAGGGGUCCAACUAAGUUCAAUAUGUGAUAUAGUCUCUGUGAAUUUUAGCAGCAACCCCCCUUAAAAGAAACAGCUCGCAGUUUGCAGAAAAUGUUGUUUUGGUUCCUUAUUGGAACAGAUUUUGAGAAAUUUA
Molecule: messenger RNA, 1869 nt
Organism: Sinocyclocheilus anshuiensis
Lineage: Eukaryota; Metazoa; Chordata; Actinopteri; Cypriniformes; Cyprinidae
Product: visinin-like protein 1
Exons: 5
Coding region: 65-751 (228 amino acids)
Molecular function (GO): calcium ion binding
Source: RefSeq, a predicted model, not a curated record